CCUUAUUUCAACUCAAUCGACAACAGCAAUACGAUCAGAGGUUUCAAUUCAUGAAAUCAAACAACAUGGCCGAUUAUGCCAAGGAUCCUGAUACUGAUACAGAGGGGGAAGAAAUGGAAAUCUUAGCAGAAGACGAGCCUCCAAUGAACUCAGCUACCAUCCUCAAGUAUCACCAAAUGUUCCAAGAGCUUCUGAUCAAAGAAGGAAGCGCAGAAGUUCAGAAAAACCAAGUGCUAGAUUGCAAGGCCGCUGCUCAGGAGCGGCAGAAGCAUAUUGCCUCAGGGUGGGCAAUCUAUGAAAGAGUGACAGCAGGGCUACAGGACACGAACACCAAGGCACAUGAGCUGAUAGUACAGCUCAACAAGAUCCUGAAGCAGGACAGUUUCAGCAGUUUUGUUGUUCAAGAAAUUGACAUCAACUUGGAGGGGCAGGGUAAAUGUACGAGGCUCAACGCAGGAACCAAUCACAAGCGAGUCCGAAGUGUCUCCCUCCGGUACAUCAACGUCCACAACCAUCUCCUCGAUGUCCCGACCAGCAAAGAGCACGACAACUCCCGAACAUUCAGAUCUCGCAGCGAGGAGAUUGUUACCGAAGCAUGCGAACGCGGAAGAAGCUUGCAACGCGCUGGAGUCACAGAACCCUGGAUUGAGGUGGGGUAUGCCAGCGAUGUCAUGUCGGAAAGAAGCUCUGGGACGACAAGACGAACGCGCAGCAGCUUGAUCUCGACGAUUGAAGGUUCUGUAGACCUUCCAAGCGGACCUGAUACUUCCGGCACAUUCGAAGAAGAAGCUCCAAAGUCUGCGGGCGCGGAUGAGGUGGGUUUCUUGAACUUCUCCAAGCUGGAGGUUGGCGAGGCUGUCGCUGAAUCCUCGGCUAGACUUUCCUCGACCUUGGAUUCCAACACCGCUAACAUCACCUCUUCGCAGGCUGUCUAUAUCCACGGAUCUUCCAAACGAAUUCGCCAGGAGGACGUGCCGAAGGUGUCCGAGAAGGAGGAGGACAAGUUGGGAUUAUCAACCUCUCAAGAAAUUGAACUCGACGCGUUCCCCACUGAAGUAAGAGACGAACGAUCUUGGAUUGCCAGCAAAGCCGAGCCAAAACCGCGAAAAUCAAGAUGGGCCUUUGGAGAGCGAUAUAAGGAUCCCAACCUAAACUGCCUUCCUGAUUAUGGGCCGUCAGCUCGUUUGCCAGCAACUCCGCAAGAAGCCGAGGCUAUCAUGCCUCGUUAUAUUCAUAGUGGCGGCCCGAAGCCAAUAAACAGACUUGUAAAUCACGCUGCACUUCCUCAAACAAAGCAGCCAAGACCUGUCUCACAGAAGGCAAAGGCGUUCGAUCUCACAGGGGAUGCAAAAAGUAGCCGCCUAGAAUAUGGAUAUCCGGCUAAAAGACAGCGACUUGACAAUGGAUCGUCCAACCGGCCAAUCGAUGUGGAUAAUACGUCACCUCAGAAUACCAGACAGAGUGUGCCCUCGUCAACAUGGUCUGGACACAGCCGUAGCCGAGAUGGGCAAGAGGCAAAUACAUACCAUGGGGCGUACGAAAGCGUACGGGAACAUCGAAAAGUGGAAGAGACUGUGAGGCCCCCCAAAAAGCAACGCAAACGAAACGGCAGUGCUACAGACAAGAGACUUGCGCUCAUCAAUGGGCAUCAGCGCUUUGAUCCGGAGAGCUUCGAUCAAAUCGCAAAAGAAGACCAGAACGAUCUCAUUUCCGAUGACGACGCCGGUGAAGAUUGGAAGAUUGUCGGACCCAAACAGCCCAUUAAGUCCAACACGAGGCUGGAGAUUCAAAUCCAAGGUUCAGAAGGAUCUUCCCAUGGAAGGCCACGAGGGCAGAAAGGAUAUGCGACAAGUACAAACCCAAAAAGCUCGUCACUUGAGACAGCACAAGCAUCACGGUUUUUUCGAAAGGAGGAUCCUAGUCUUUUAUCGCAAGACGACCAAGAUGAAUUAUCUACUGAUCAGUACGGAAAUGCGGAGCAUGUGAACAUCGCCCAGAGACUGUUAAGGAAAGGCCAGCCUGCCAAAUCAGGAGACAGAGAAAGUCACGGCAUAGCUAUCAACGUAGGGGACUCAAGCGAAGACGAGAUUUCCACCAAGAAGAAUGACAUAACUCCUGGCAAGUAUGGUCCUUCCAGAACAAAGUCCAAAAAGCCCGAGGCAGAGGAUUCCUACAUUAUCCAUCAAGUCUUUUCCGAAGUCAAGAAAUGGCUACUUCAAGGACAGCUAGAACGCUGGAUCCUGGUUCACGACAAAAGCGCCGGACUCUUGACCUUUUAUAAUCGAUCCGAUGAUCAGGUUCUCCAAUUUCGUACUAAGGACGUCGAGAAAAUCGAAAUUGCCGAUAGGCAUAAUAAGAUGGUCUUCCAUAAAUCUAGAAACCAUACAGCUGCUUUUUCAACGCAUAUUUACGUUGAGUUCACGUCUUCCGACGAAUGCGAGCAAUUGUUUGAAAAUUUAAAAAUUAAAGACGUGACUAUUGGCAGGCUCUCUAAAGACCGUGACUAUCUCGACAAAGUCUUCAGAAACUUGGCCCAGAAACCCAUUCAAGCCAAAAGACAAACACCCAUUGCACAGCAGGAGCCAGAUGACAUUCGCUUGGUGAAAGCCAGAGCCGAGAAGAAGCUAUUCGGUGGAAAAUGGGUUGAGGGCAAUAAAACCAGUCGCAAUGUCAAAGAUGGAAACCAGAAAAGUGGUCCUUUGGAACGAGGAACCCGAUCGAAAGGUCUUGCAAAAGACAUGAGAGGUCGUUCCCCAAGUCAUGGCCUCCUUGAGAUUGAAGAAUCGCGACGAGAUUCCAAUGCUAAAGCUCUCCAAUCAGGGGAGUUCUAUGGCAAUUCUAGUAAUGCUAGAGCCAAUGGAGCAGAUGCCCAUGGAACUCGCUCCUCCGGAAGACUGGCCAAAGUUGAUAGCACUCCUGCCUUUCGCCAAUCCCCACGUCAGCGACCGCGAUCACCGACCCCAGAACCAGCACGAUGGACUGCUAAUAACCCAGAAUGGGUGAAGGAUGUAGGAUGGCAGAGCUCCUUGAUUUACCCUCCGAAUGGGAAAGAUAAAGCCACUGUGGAUAUGCAGGAUGUUGCGCGACUAGAUGAAGGAGAAUUCCUGAACGAUAACUUGAUCCUCUUCUACCUUCGUUGGCUGGAAGAACGCCUUGUAAAGGACAACCCUGAGGCGGCUAGCCGUAUUUACUUUCACAACACCUUUUUCUACACGAGAUUGACCAAGCACGGCAAGGGCAAAUCCGGUGGAAUCAACUACGAGGCUGUCGAACGCUGGACUGCGAAAAUUGAUCUACUUCAGUACGAUUACAUCGUUGUUCCUGUAAAUGAAACAGUGCACUGGUAUGUUGCCAUAAUUUGCAACGCUCCCAAGCUCCUCAAGCAGCCGCUGGAGGAGACGGCACAAUUGGACGUAGAGAAUGGAGUUGUGCAAGAGGACCCGAACACAGUCGAAUCUGGCUCCAACCCUACAAUAUCACCACCGAAAUCGCCUGCCAAGACUAUCCCCGACGAUGUCAGUAUGGAACUGAAGGAAAUGACUCUUGAGGAUCACAGUGGUGUAAUGUCUAUUGUUGAUGGACUCCAGUCUCUUGCGGCCAUACCUGUAGCCUCCGAAGUGCAGAAAGACAUAGAGCCCCGAGAUCCGGACUCGCAACCUUUGACUGUGUCAUCAGAUAUAGGUGGCGAGAAACCGGUUCAGGCAGUUCAAUCCAAGAAAAGCAAACGAAAGUCGGCUCCUCCACCACGAAAGUAUGACCCCAAAGAACCGCGCAUUAUAACGCUCGAUUCUCUGGGACUUUCGCAUUCUCCAACCUGCGCCAAUCUGAAAAAAUACUUGAUGCAGGAGAUCAAAGCAAAGAAAAACAUCGAGAUCGAGGAGCCUAGAAAUCUCGGUAUGACAGCCAAAAAUAUCCCUCAGCAGGACAAUCACUGCGACUGUGGCCCGUUUCUCCUUACUUAUAUUGAGGAAUUCCUGAAGAGGCCCGAUGGGUUCGUCCAUGACAUUCUGCAACAGAAUGAGCAAGAUUUCAGCAGGUGGCGAUCAGCAUCAGAUAUGAGAAGACACAUUCGCGAACAGCUCUUUGAACUUCAGAAAGAGCAAGUUCGAGAAGCAGUGGCAUUAAAGAAGGAGAAAGCCAAGAGCAAGCAGGCGGCUAAAGCUGGAACACCGGCAUCUGGUUCGACUUCCAAAUCAGCAUCACGCGAGGCAUCCAAAAGCGCUCGAAAUUCCGCUAGCCCAGAGAAAGCUCAACCCUUACCAGAAGUUAUUGAUCAAGUACCAGCGGAGAAGGCCGACUUGGCUGCUAACGAGUCGACAGAAACACCGGCAAAGGUCACUCCCGAACAUGAGUUGUCUAAGUCUACUUUGGUUGAGCCGCGCUUCGAUCACACUAGGCAGAAUUCCGUUCGAGGAAAUGUUUUGCUAAGAACAAUAUCGAGGGUCACAUCGGCUUUGUUAACAUACAGCCAUGUCGAAGAGAAGGAAGAUCUGGCACGGGAAUCUCUCGAGUUGAAAACAUCCUCAUCUCAGCCAAUUGUCAUAGACGAUUCCCAAAAUUUUGAUGAUGAACUGAAAGAUGCAACCGUUGCACCCAAGAAAGUUAAGGAUCGACGAUCUUCUGGAGGCGCAAACGCCCGAGAUUCGAAAUCUUCAACUCUUCACAGUCCCGUUGGGACACCCAAGCUUCUUAGACAAGCAUCUACAGACAAGAUAUAUGUUAACCGCCACCCUCUGCCAGACAGCAGCCAAGAGGAGGAACCAGCUCAACAGCAGUCACCCCGUACUCGAGGAAGAGUUACCAAGACCUCAAAGCAUCACGAGACUGGAAAGAUAAAAGCUGGGAGUCGUGUCGAGUCUCAUCAGGCUACCGAGGAUGAUCAACAAAAUCAAGAAUGGAAUGGCGUCGGUGCCAACCUGGACGAAAGCCUUGGAUCUGUCCACCUCCUCGAUUCACCCGAACGACAUCCAUACAAUGAGGACAGUAGGCAACAGAAAGAGGACGAUGAAAUGUUCCUUAAAGAUGCGCCAUCGCGAGCAGCGUCGCCGCCAGAUGUCUCAUAUCUAUCGUCGUCUUCGCCUACAGAGGUUGUUCACCAGUCCUCCUUGCCGGGUAGAAGCCGGUCUCAGGGCAAGGAAACAUCGGUUUCUCCUCGAAGUGUUAAGAGACCGUCGAGCCAUGUGGCCGAAAAUGGGUCAAGAUCUGCUAAAAGAAUGAGGAAGACUGAUGUGGUAGAUUUGGUUGGAGAUCAUCAUCCCCCAGAAGCCUUGCAUAGAGAUGCAGCUGAUGCUGCUAUGCUUCAGGCACACGCUGGUAGACGUAGACGACUCACCGAGUGAUUCGACGAAGAAUGUCUUUCUCUUCGGCCCCUUUCUCGAAGGACCCUUACUUGGUCGUGUGUCCUGCAGCGAGUUGGCAACUCAAGAGUUUGGUAUCAAAAUUCUUACUUGUCACAUUUCUUCGAAGCACGACACAUUUCAUUUGAUAUAGCACAUGAUUUCAUUUCAUUGCUUUUAGCAUAGCACUGGCGUUUCGGACCUUAUAUGGUCUGUUUGUACUUAGAUGGCGCGCUUUUUGCUGAGGAUACCAAUUCGUUUAAUGAGAAGCGGGUAAACGGCGUUUGGCUGGGUGAUUCCCUAUGCACAAGGACGUGGGUAUGGGAGUGAUGUGGCAUUGGGCUGAAAGUGUGACGGAUGGAUGGCAUACGUCCGCAUAAAUCCUACCUUACAGAUGGCUACAUAAAUCUGCAAUCACGCACGUAAACGCGAGACUCUAAUCAAGUUACGAUGUGAUUUAGGGUGUUUGCUCAAGUGGCAUUGUGACGUCCACCAUCCACUUCCUUAGGUAUGAUGACAUGAGAGAAUCGACGUUUAUCCAUCACCCUGGGAGCAAGCGUAAAGCUAUACAGUUGAGCCCAUCUUGUGAAAACGCUGUAACCGAAUAGAGCAGAUCCAGGUUGUCGAGACAGUCAGCGAAACUGAUUUCGCUUCCCUCUCUUUUCAAAGUCAAAGCGGAAGGUUCCAUUCUUCCCAAACCAUAAAACCCGCUAAAAUGGCGGUGACACAGCGGAACGGCGCAGAUUUGAGGAGCCGAGGUGAGAUCAUCUCAUAGUUCAAACGGCCAUACGAAGACAUCAAGGAAGAAGAGAAAGAAGAUCUGAUUUGAUCUGAUCAUCUUCGAUCUCGAGAGUCAAAACUCAGGGGGCGUGCAUGCCGUGGCUGGCGGCGGAAACGGCGUGUCCCGGGCCUCCCACGGUCAAAAUAUCUCGUAUGGAGGGAGACAGGCAUCCAGUCGAAGACAUGGAUGGUGGAAGUGAAAGAACGGGACCCAUCGGUCUCUUGUUGUUCCUCCUUCUCCUCCUCCCAUGUUUCCUCCCUCCAUCCUCGUCUCCUCCCCCCAUCUCCUCCCCAGCCCAAAGAUCUGAACUGAAAAAAUGAAGCUUUCUUGUCACAGGCUGGGCACUCCUGGGCAUGGCACGUUUGGGACUAGUCAGGCACAGGAGCACUGAACACACAUGGAUCGCGAGAUGCACACGAACCAAUGCGAUGGGUGAGAGCCCACAUACGCCAUGCCAUCCAUGCCCAUCCAUGUCCCCGGAAUGUCUUCACUAAGUUCACUUUCACUCACAGUCUCAUACGGGCAUGCUUCAACUCACGUCACCUGCCCCUCCCUUCUUCUUCGCUUUCCCUCCUGCUCGUCUCAUCCGAAAACAACGGUCGCCAAGGACCCAUGUCUCUAUGUCAUCAUUGCCAUUCUCUCCCGACCGAUCAUUCAUGCGAUCCCCAUAACCACGCUGGAAGUACGAAAACUCUAAAAGACAAGAAGAUAAUAAAUAAAUCUCUCAUCAUUAUUAAGCUCGGUACCUACCUAAGUAGGUAAGUAUUGAGUUUUUUUCAGCAAUGCUGCACAGGGCCACAUGGCUUCGUUUAUCCCGUAUUCGGUAUGACCCCGACCACCCGCCAAACCUUACUUGACCGCAGGCCACUACAGUACUGUACUGGAGCCCCGUGGAAAAUGUAUCAUUACCAGUAAGUUAUUCCGUAGCUUGGGGACGAUCCAUCCAGCUCUGCACUACAGGGGCGGCUUGGGG
This is a messenger RNA of Cadophora gregata, 7090 nucleotides long. RefSeq lists its product as uncharacterized. NCBI's taxonomy places the organism in Eukaryota, Fungi, Ascomycota, Leotiomycetes, Helotiales, Ploettnerulaceae. Gene Ontology annotation, cellular component: nucleus; cytoplasm. Gene Ontology annotation, molecular function: SUMO-specific endopeptidase activity. The record is from RefSeq and is a predicted model, not a curated record. Gene Ontology annotation, biological process: protein desumoylation. Bases 51 to 5339 code for a protein of 1762 amino acids. The transcript is spliced from 6 exons.